AUGGAGAGUAACAAUAAAGAUGAAAUGACUGAUCGAUACCUAACCACUUUUAACCUUCGGGAUUCUAACAACGUCCCCUUGACAGUCAACGCCGUUGCUGGGACGGCACAGGUGCAGAACGUGACUCAGGGAGUGAUCCUGGCGGGGGACUCCUUGGUGCUGCAGAAGGUGGGGCGCCGCCAGGCGGGGCAGUACACCUGCUCCGCCACCAACACCAUCACCACCGCCACCAGCGACCCCGUCACCCUCAGGAUCAAGUACAAGCCGGUGUGUCAGAUCUCUCCAACGACGUACUUCAUAUACGACAAGCCCAUCAACGUUACCUGCUCCGUCUCUUCCUUUCCCCCCGUGCGUUCCAUCCUGUGGCAGUGGAACAGCAGCAGUGAAGUUAUCAGCACAGAGGUGACGAACGAGGAGGAACAGCAACGCACCUGGGCCCAGCUCACCGUUGAGCCCAUUCAGACGAGGGAGGAUCGAACCCUGACCUGCUGGGCUGUAAACGAGAUGGGCAAACAGGCAACUCCUUGCGGCUUCGCUGUCAAAGUCGCCCAGAUGCCGCUUCCACUAUCAUCAUGCAGACUUGCCAACAUCACAGACUCCUCCCUCAGUCUCUCCUGCCAGAGGCCAGACGUCGCCGCCGCCGGCACCACACUCUACAGAGCCGAGGUGUACUUCGAGAAUCGAACACUCUUCGCCAACGUGACGUCCCACCGUCCCAACUUCAACGUGAGUCGCCUGGACGCUGAAACAAGUUACCAGAUCAAGGUGUAUGUUACCCACGGCCCCGUCACCUCCCAGCCUGUAGUGGUGUCUGCCUACACCUCCAGGACCUCCAGGACAGCUACAGGUACGUUACACUCCCUCCCAGCCUGUAGUGGUGUCUGCCUACACCUCCAGGACCUCCAGGACAGCUACAGGCACUGGUGUCUGCCUACACCUCCAGGACCUCCAGGACAGCUACAGGUACGUUACACUCCCUCCCAGCCUGUAGUGGUGUCUGCCUACACCUCCAGGACCUCCAGGACAGCUACAGAUUCGCGAGGAGGCAGCACGUCAGUGGGCAAGGUGCUGGGCGGGCUCCUGCUGCUGCUGCUGGUGCUGGUGGCCGGCGUGUGGCUCAGACACUACUGCCGCAAGGCUAACACCAGGAGAAAACACGACCCCCGGCUCCCCUCAGAUGAGAGCAACCCAGAUGUGGUCCCCAACACCGUAGAAGACACCUUCGACUUGCUGGCUGCCGGAGCUGCCAAAUCUGAGCUGCCCAUCUUGACCCCUGUGUAUGAUGCUGUAGGAGUCUCGCUGCAGGAAGGGGUGGCUAGGAAAUCCCUGGCGUCAGCAGAGGUGUAUCCGGACGCGAGACUCCAAUCCAAAGAUUCUGAGAACUAUCAGGCUUUAAGACUCCAACACAACGACCACCUAGAGGGCUAUCCGGGGGUCCGUGCUGUGAAUAAAGACUCCAAGAGUUAUCCAGGAGUCCGUCUUACGUACUCAGACCCCGAGGAUGACCAGGGGUUGCGGCCCCUAAGCAGAGGCUCCGAGGAAUAUCUUGACAUAAGGACUCAGCACCAAGACUCUUCCGAUGAAUACCCAACGAGAAGACUUCAUAACCAAGAGUCUUCUCCCGAAGAGUAUCCUGGGAAGAGGCGUCAACAUCAAGAUGAUAACCCCGAAGAAUGCCAAGAGAAGAGACUUCGGCACGAAGACCUUUCUCCGGAGGAAUAUCCGGGGAGAAGGUUUCAGCGUCAAAAUUCCCCCGAAGAAUACCCACGAAUAAGUCUUCAGCACCAGGACCCCUCCGAAGAGUACCUAGGAAGGGGCCUACAGCAUCUUAGGUCGUCCGAAGAAUUCUCGGCAAGGAGACUUCACCACCACGACCCGACGGACGAUUACCACAGCAGGAGAUUUCAACACCAAGAUUCUCCAGAGGAAUAUCCGGGGAGUCAUCAUCAUCAUCAUCAUCAUCAUGACCCCUCUGAUGAGUGCCCGGAUAAGAGGCUUCAACAAGAAGACUCCGAAGAUUAUACGAAAGCAAGGACUGACUUCCACUGUCCGGUGGACCAACUGAUGCAGGCCACCGAGACGGUGGUCUGAGAGCCCCGCGCCAACACGUAGAGAUGGCUCCAGACCGGCCAGUGUUCUCUUCUACACGUUCAUCAUGGUGUUCUUGCCCUCCAAACUGUGUUCUGUAAUGGCUACUGUCAUUGGUUGGAAUAAAGUAUAUAUAUAUAUAUAUAAAUAUAAAUA
Molecule: messenger RNA, 2244 nt
Organism: Procambarus clarkii (red swamp crayfish)
Lineage: Eukaryota; Metazoa; Arthropoda; Malacostraca; Decapoda; Cambaridae
Source: RefSeq, a predicted model, not a curated record